AUGGCCUCUACAGCUCCAUCGUCCUCUGUCAAACUGAUGACUUUCCAGAUUCUCGAAAAAGUCGACGGCCAAUUCUGCAACGACGAGAUAUUGAAAUCCAGGUCUUGGUCCGAUCGGUUUCCGGAACAAAGCUCGAGAGCCUUCCUUCCACUGCCAAACCGCUCAUUUUCCAGGUCCUCGACCAAAUCAAAGGAUUUUGAAUUCGUGUUUGUUUCCUUGGUGGUUUUGUUGCCGAUUAUGAAGAUUCAAAGAGGCUGUGAAACAAUAGAGGCUCAGGUAUUCUCUCAAAGGAUUAAUUUGAUGAGGCUGCAGUACAAGCAAUUCAAAGAGGAACAUCGGAACAUCUGA
Microthlaspi erraticum is the source of this 348-nucleotide messenger RNA. NCBI's taxonomy places the organism in Eukaryota, Viridiplantae, Streptophyta, Magnoliopsida, Brassicales, Brassicaceae. The record is from the annotation of a GenBank genome assembly.